Saccostrea cuccullata (small rock oyster) is the source of this 867-nucleotide messenger RNA. RefSeq lists its product as uncharacterized. The record is from RefSeq and is a predicted model, not a curated record. The transcript has a single exon. Bases 1 to 867 code for a protein of 288 amino acids. NCBI's taxonomy places the organism in Eukaryota, Metazoa, Mollusca, Bivalvia, Ostreida, Ostreidae.
AUGGAAUCUGUGUCAGAUGACCCAAAUUCAAAAUUAUACAAAGUACUUCACCGAGAAAAGACUGCUAAAUUGUGGAACAGUGCAUUUAAAGAACACUCACAGAAGUUUCCAGACUGUGAUGGUCCACUGGACUGGAAUCAGCAUGGGGAGGAAAAACGAGGCCUGGCAUGGAUCCUUUCCAUUCGAUGUAAGAAGUGCAACUAUACCAGUCACCGAGAAAAGCUUUACGAAGAGGUGAGAAGAUCUGGCAGGGGACGAAGAGCUGCACAGCUGAAUGUGGCCAUGGCUGUCGGUCACCUGGGUACCAGUCUUACAACAGAGGGUAUGCGUGGUAUGCUUCUUGGUGCAAAUAUUGAACCAGCGUCAGCCGCCAAUAUGCAACAGACCUGCAACAAAGUGGGGAAAAUUAUAACCGAUGUAAAUAAAAACAGUAUGAAGAAAAUUCGGCAGAAUAUUCAAGAACUUAAUGAAAAAUGUGGACUUCCGGAUACCCCCAUCAGAGCGGAAGGAGAUGCUCGGUACAAUAAUGCCACCUUCAGUGCCAUUGGGAAAACCCCAUUCCAGGCUGCCACCCAAGUGACAUAUACCGUAAGUGAAAAUGUAACCCAGAGGAAGAAUGUGGUAGCAGUUUUCUGUGGGAAUAAACUAUGUAAGAAAGGCGCUCACCUACGAAGCAAAGGAAAAGAAGUUACCUGCCCAGGACACAAAGACUGCACUGCAACCAUUCCUCCGGAGACCACCAUUGGAGACGAGAAGAGAUGGGCCGCUAAUUGUGUUGGUGAGUUACAAAGUGAUGACCGGCCACUAGUCAUAUCCCAUUUCACCAGUGAUGGAGACAGUACGUGCCGCUGCAUCUGGUGCAUCUGA